Dreissena polymorpha is the source of this 1710-nucleotide messenger RNA. Its product is annotated as transcription factor Jun-like. The transcript has a single exon. Gene Ontology annotation, molecular function: transcription factor binding; RNA polymerase II cis-regulatory region sequence-specific DNA binding; DNA-binding transcription factor activity, RNA polymerase II-specific. Gene Ontology annotation, cellular component: transcription regulator complex. The record is from RefSeq and is a predicted model, not a curated record. The coding region runs from base 222 to 1052 and encodes 276 amino acids. Gene Ontology annotation, biological process: regulation of transcription by RNA polymerase II; regulation of cell cycle; regulation of cell population proliferation. Lineage: Eukaryota; Metazoa; Mollusca; Bivalvia; Myida; Dreissenidae.
UGUGUAUUGCAUUUAGUCUACGCAGCGCAUACAAAGACCUCAGACAAGCCGGAGAAAACCUGUGACUCAUUUGGCGAAUUUUGACUCAUCGGAUUCAAAAUAGUUUGUCGAACUGACAUUAGGAGUUGGGAAACACUGCGAAGUGAGUGAGUCAGAAAAGUAUAUCACAAAAACUCGUGCUUUAAACCGAAAAAGUGGCUGCAAAAUUUAAACACAGGACGAUGGAGACGACGAUGUAUAACGACGAUAGUGCUGGUCACGAGAACUCAUUCGGAAAUAAGCUCAACAGCAUGAAGCGUUCUAUGACUUUGGAUUUUAAUAAUUCCGGUGGGAUUUCCUCGGCAAAGAAACAGAAGAUACAGGCGACGUUACUUCAGUCUCCGGAUCUGAACAUGCUAAAGUUGGCUUCGCCUGAACUCGAGAAAAUGAUCAUUCAGGCUAACGGGAUGGUGACGACCACACCCACCCCGACCCAGAUCCUGUUCCCCAAGUUCGUGACGGACGAACAGGAGGCGUACGCCCAGGGUUUCGUGGCAGCUCUGGCGGAGCUUCACUCCAAACCUGAGACAAACAUGACAACUACACAACCCGAGAACAGUAUAAACUCUAUGAUGGUGAACUUCACAACAAGUGAUGCGUUAAAAAACAUUUUUACAACCACUACAUCGUUACCCGGUGGAUUUAGUUUGCCCUCGAAGUCGUUGCUGAACCCAGUGUCGUAUGCUAACAAUGUUCAUAUAAAGGAGGAACCUCAAACUGUGCCAUGUGGACUUAAUUCUCCGCCCCCUUCUCCUAUCAACAUGGCAAAUCAGGAGGUAAUAAAACUUGAGCGUAAAAGAGCUAGGAACCGCAUAGCAGCACGGAAAUGCCGGACACGUAAACUCGAAAGGAUUGCGCGCCUUGAAGACAAAGUUGCCGAUCUUAAGGAACAAAAUAGUGACUUGUCCACUCAGGCAUCUAGGUUAAAAGAAGAAGUGAUUAAAUUAAAGCAAACUAUUAUUGAACAUGCAAAAAGUGGCUGUCAAAUUGGGGCACAGAAUAUCAUGUACUAGCUAUAUUGACUGAAGGUGUAGUAUAUUUUUUAGUAUAUUUAAAUUGGAACGGGUUAUGGACCAUGCUGUAUUGUUUUAAACAUCUAGGUUUUAUAGAUCUUGGUGUUCGCAUAAUACAUGUGGAGUGAUUCUGUAACAUGUAAUGUUAUAUUUAUAUUUGCAUAUAUAUAAGAAUUUUAUUUCUGUUAUUGUCAAACUAUGUUAAGUUAACUUAAGUGCUUUAUUCUGUUUGUUUUUGUUGCAAGAUCUGUUAAAACUGCUUUUAUUAAGUGUCAUUGAAGUAUUGAUAAUGUUACCAAACAUUCACUUUUUGUUGUAAUGGUCUGUGCUAUUGAUUUUUAAAAGUACUUGUUAGAAAUUGAUAUCAGUGAAAUUCCAAAAUAACUGUUUUUGUUUACCUUAUUUUGAGACCAGUUAUGCAAUUUCUGUAUGCAGCUAAAUAAACUUGUUUAUGUUUCUAUGGGUCAUGAUAUUUUUAGCAUUCCUCGUCAUUUCCUUUUUCCAUACCUGUCAUUCAUUACAGAAGUCAUUUUUCGUUCAUUACCAUCAUAUAUGUGUAAAUGGUGCUGUAAAUAUUGUGUGUAUUUAAUGCUACAGUCUUUUGUUUUUUUAUUAAUGAUUUUUUACAAAGAUCUUUUUAAUAAAAUUGGAAACUUGA